GACACAUGCUCUACUGUACAAAGACCUGAGACUGACGACGCUGAUGAUGCUGAUGAUGACUUGGAUUACAGUCGUGUUUUUUUAUAAUGUUGCAGAUUCCACGGAGAUAAAUGAUAUCAGUCAGCCAAACCCAGUGAUCACUGCUGAUGUUGGUGAUAAUGUGACUCUGCACUGCUUUAGACUGCGAAAGGAUAAUUCUGGAGUCGUUGUUUGGUACAAGCAAAAAGCAGGACGUGAGCCUCGUGUAAUGGUCACAGUCCAUGAACAACCCAAUUAUGAAGAUGAGUUCAAAUCACCAAGAUUCAGCACUGAGAGAGGAAAACAGAGCUGCCAUUUAAAAAUAGCUAAUGUGCAACCAUCAGACGAAGCCACGUAUUACUGUGUACGAAGAAAUUAUCUCACAAAGUUUGGAAAUGGGACAUUUUUAUCAGUGAAUGGUGAUGGAGAUGUAAAAGUGUCAGUAUCACAGAGUGGCGGAUUGGACUCGGUUCCUGCAGGAGCGUCAGUGACUCUGCAGUGCUCGGUUCUCUCUGAGAGCAGAGCAGCAGAACUCCAAGUGCUCUGGUUCAGAGCUGCUCCACCACAAUCCCAUCCUCAAAUCAUUUACACUCAUCACAACAGCAGCCAUCAGUGUGAGAGCGGCUCUUCUACACACACCUGUGUGUACAACUUCUCCAAGAACAUCCUCAGCCUCAAUGAUACUGGGACUUACUACUGCGCUGUGGCCGCGUGUGGGAAGAUCAUUUUAGGGAACGGAACACGAGUACAACUGGAGAGAUCUAUGGAUCCUGUAGUGAUCUACCUCACUUUGACUUUGGCAGUGUGUGUGGUUGUAAUUUUUAUCCAAGUUGUUAUCUUCUGUAAAUGGAAAAACCAUGAACUACAUUUGAAGAGACAAAGCUUUAAAAGAAGAAUGGAAAAAACGAACACUCAAACUUGUGACUCUGCUGAGCUGAACUACGCUGCCUUACAUUUUAAUGACAAGAAAACCAAGACAAGAAGUGAAAAACGAAAACAACCUCAAAACACUGUUUACUCCGACAUCCGGUCUCUAACAGUUACUUAAACUAUAUGUCUUAAACAUGUAUUUAACAAACAUUUUAUUUAAAUUUAAUUAUUUAAUUAUACUUUGAAGUAUGUUUAAGAAUACAGUUUAAACUGGUAGCACGCAUAUCUCAUUUUAAUCUCAAAAACAGUGUAAUAUUACUGUGUGUACAGUUUCAAUGUUAAUUAUUUUAGA
Messenger RNA from Clarias gariepinus (North African catfish), 1240 nucleotides. RefSeq lists its product as uncharacterized. The coding region runs from base 44 to 1066 and encodes 340 amino acids. The record is from RefSeq and is a predicted model, not a curated record. The transcript is spliced from 6 exons. Lineage: Eukaryota; Metazoa; Chordata; Actinopteri; Siluriformes; Clariidae. Gene Ontology annotation, biological process: response to bacterium.